This is a messenger RNA of Actinia tenebrosa (Australian red waratah sea anemone), 1646 nucleotides long. RefSeq names its product ribonucleoside-diphosphate reductase subunit M2 B. Gene Ontology annotation, molecular function: ribonucleoside-diphosphate reductase activity, thioredoxin disulfide as acceptor. The record is from RefSeq and is a predicted model, not a curated record. Gene Ontology annotation, cellular component: cytosol. Lineage: Eukaryota; Metazoa; Cnidaria; Anthozoa; Actiniaria; Actiniidae. Gene Ontology annotation, biological process: deoxyribonucleotide biosynthetic process.
UCAAAUUUGAAUCAUACCUUCGCUUCUCUCUUAGUUUAGCACGUAUACGUACUUUUAUAUCUCCUAGUUUUUUAGCUAUUUUUCUACUUUUUUAGUCUAAUUUUCAAUUCAAAAUGCUUGGUUCAGAUAACUACACCCUCAAAAACAACGACUUGAACAAAUUAGAAGAUGGUUUGAAGAAAAUCUCGAUCGACAAAUCGAGUUCUGUUAUUCCAACUACCACCGAAGAUGAGGAGAACACGAACUUCAAGGUAUCUGUAAGAACACCACCAAAGACCAAGAAAAAGCCAACCUUUAACACUGAAGAUGAGCCCCUAUUAAGAGAGAACCCACAUAGAUUUGUGAUUCUUCCAAUUAAAUACCCUGAUAUCUGGAAUAUGUACAAGAAGGCAGAAGCUUCAAUCUGGACAGCAGAGGAGGUGGACUUGGCUGGCGAUCAGAGAGAUUGGGCUAAGCUCACUGAUGAUGAGCGUCACUUCAUAUCCCAUGUGCUUGCAUUCUUCGCAGCCAGCGAUGGCAUUGUAAAUGAAAAUCUGGUGGAAUGUUUCAGUCAAGAAGUGCAGAUCCCUGAAGCCAGGUGCUUUUAUGGAUUCCAAAUCGCUAUUGAGAACAUUCAUUCUGAGAUGUACAGUCUCCUGAUUGAGGCCCUCAUCAAGGAAACAGAUGAAAAGAUGCGUCUAUUCAAUGCCAUUCAAACAAUGCCAUGCAUCAUGAAGAAGGCUCAAUGGGCUCUUGACUGGAUCAACCCCGAAAGAGCAAACUUUGGUGAGAGGAUUAUUGCUUUUGCUGCUGUGGAAGGGAUCUUCUUUUCUGGUUCUUUUGCUGCAAUCUUUUGGCUAAAGAAAAGGGGACUUAUGCCUGGACUUACUUUCUCAAAUGAACUUAUUAGUAGAGAUGAGGGUCUGCAUUGUGACUUUGCCUGUCUAAUGUUCAAGCAUCUAGUCAACAAACCAUCAGAAGAAACCAUCAAAAUGAUUAUCAAAGAUGCUGUAGUAAUUGAGCAAGAGUUCCUGACAUCUGCACUUCCAGUCAGACUGAUAGGAAUGAACUGUGAACUAAUGAGGCAGUACAUAGAGUUUGUAGCUGACAGGCUCUUAGUAGCAUUACAAUGUAGCAAGGUAUACAAUGUUGAAAAUCCAUUUGACUUCAUGGAAAACAUCUCCUUAGAAGGCAAAACAAACUUCUUCGAGAAGAGAGUAGGAGAAUAUCAGAGGAGUGGAGUGAUGAACCAAGACAAAGAAGCUAAUGUUUUUACUUUAAAUGCAGAUUUCUAAAGAUAUUUUUUCAAUACCUUAAUUGAAAUCAAGUUAUUUGACUAAUUCAGAUUAGAAAUCUUUUGGCUACAUUAAACUGGAUUUAUUUAGCCAGCUAAUCCAAUUGGCAAUUAGUCAUUUUCUGUGAUGCUCAAGAUUUUAGUGUAAACUAUUGUACAUAUUGCAACACAAGAUUAGAUUUAAGCACUUUUAUACAUAUUAAAGAAUUUAUAAAGGCUUAAGACUAGGUAUUUUGAUUUUUCUUUAUUCUUUAGAAGUAUUUUUUUAAGUGAAAAGAAGUGAUUUUUCUAAUAAAUCUAUAGUUAUUUUCAUUGUUACUUAAGCUUGUGAAUGUAAUUUGUACAUGCAUCAAAUAUUUAUUUUUCUAUGCAC